UGUGGAAGGGUGCUACCAUCUCACGCAUGAACUCACACUCCAGCUGAACUCUAACAUCCAAAGACCAGGAUUACAUUUUACAGGGCCAUGCCAGGACAGAGGCAGGGCUGCUGGAGUUGGAAGCUCCUGGUCAUCUUCAGCCUCCUCGGCCUCACUGAAGAGUUCGAGGUGAAAGAAGAUGAGUGGGAGGAGCUCGGCUCUGACAUCGCUGCACUGCAUCGACUCCAAGGACUAUCUGAACACAUGUUUGAUGAAAGCUUUAUGAACACCUCAACAACCAGGGGAAACGACUACCACCAAUCACGAUUUGGAAGAUAUGUGAAAAGGCUGGACACUGAAGAAAACCCACUAACUUUGCUGGAUGGAUUUCAGGACUGUGAAAACGUCACAGCUCAUGUCAUUACGAAGGAGAAGGACUUUAACACCUUCUUGGCACAUAUCGAGAAACAGAAGGUACAAGACUGGCUGCUGGGUGCUUCAGAGAUCUCACACAGCUACAACCAAAAGCUUCUGAUCAUGACCGACACAGAGAAAUCCACCAGUGACAGAGUCCAGCAGGAAUACAGCAAGGAUCCUCAUUACUCCGUGAAAGUCACCAAGGACUGCCUGUUCAACGACUCCUGUGUACCAGCAGCAGACGGCUACACUGUGGUCAAAAUAUUUGGAAGUGUUUCAGAAGAUGGACAAACUGUGUCUGGACUUGAUGGAGCUUCACUUGCAAAGCUGAUGUUGAAACCAUCUCUGGAAGCGGCUCCAGUUUUCUCUCUCGAUGGAAACACAACCACACAGUUCCACCAGAACUUCAUUCGGGUUUUUAUGCUCCGUGGCCUCCAAACAGUCUUAGAAACCAACCAGAACAAUCAGCAGAUUUACCAGGUGAUGGAUCGACCUGACUCCGUUUCCAGCUACAAAAUCCCACAAAGACCAGCUGAUCACAGCACACAGUAUGACCACCAGCAGAUUAUAAUUAUGGAAAAUGACCCUGUGGUCAGAAGAGCUGCUGAAUAUUUGUAUGAGAAACAUCCAGCAGUUAGUUCUGUCUAUGUUCUUGAUGAAAACCAAAGACCCAAACUGAUCCACGGUGGACCAGUGUCUCUGUCAGAGGACAGCAGACUGGUGCUGGUAGGUCAUGGUAAAAGAGACAACGCAGGAGAAAUGAGACUGUCUGGAUACAGUUCUGGAGAUGUGGCACAAAUCAUCGAAAGGACAAACAGAGGCAGCGAUAAAAUCAAAACAACGAGUGUGGUGGCCUGUGAGGUUGGAUCAGACCAACGAUUCAUGGAAACUCUGCUGAGGGACCUCCAUGAAAAUAACAUCAAGACAGAGCUUCAUGUGAGGGACACUCUCGUCCAAGUCACACACAUAGGAAAGAAAAUCACUCAGGAAAUCUCUCCAGAGGGGCUGCAAUGGAGACAUAAAGACAACAGCAAGAAAGUGGUGGCAAUACUUGAUCGCAACGGAGAUGUAAUAAUGAGAAACGAGCCUGGAAGUAAAGGAGAGGCUGUUUUUACCAAUGAAAGAAACUUUCUGGGUUACAAAUCAAACCUGGGAAAGAAAACAAAGGUGCAAAAUAACUAUUUGGAACCCCGCAGAGACAACAGCUUCAAGGCAAAAUCUCCUAGAAAAGAUCGGCACAAAAAAGAACAGAAAGUCAAACAAUGGUAUAAAGACCAGGACAUGAAGGCACCAAUACCAAAUAAGAAUUUGCAGAAGUACAGAGACAGCUGGCCAGAUGAACCAAGAAACUUUAUUAAUCAAGCUGUAUUUAAGGAUCUUGAUCAGAACAAAGUUUUGGAUGUGAAAUUUGCCAUUCAUGAACUUGAAGCUGUCACUUGGGCACUGUUUCAUUCCAAUGACCCCCCAUAUCUAAAGAAAAUCAAAUUUAACAGCCCAGAACAAUUUAUUAUAGGAAAAAAAGAUAAAUAUAAUGUUCAUGUAAGGUGGAUAAAUGAAGAAGGAGAAAAAAAAGAAGUCCUUGAAAACUGUUAUGAAAUCAGAUCAGGUGAAGAUAUUAAAAAUAUAAUUUAUCACUUUGCAAAGAAUGGAGAAGAUCAGUCCAAAUACCUGAUGAUCAAUCAGUGGAUAUAUGACGUUUAUCCUGAAAAUUUGUAUGUAUUUCCAGUUGGAAAAAAGCUUAGCAACGAACAAAUAAAAAGUGAAGAUCUAGUUAUUGAAUUUAAGGAGAGUAUUGAGAAACAGGUGGGUGAACACAGCUAUCCAAGUAUACGAAAAAAUAUUAUAAAAGAUGAAAUGAGCGAUAAACAAAAAAAUAUUGUAAAAGAAGAUUAUGCGAAAUAUGUGAAAGGGCUUUUCCUUCGGGAGGGCCCACCUAGACAACCUAUUCUCACUGAGGCCUGGUACACCACAUAUUUUACAGCAUCAGUUAUAUCUGAAUCUGCCAGAAAUUUCCGGACUUUUCCACUGACUCUUAUGGCCCUGCAUAUGGCUUGUAGCAAAGAAAGCAACAUCAAUAUCCGACAGGCAGGACUGGAUUUCCUUUUUGACAAUCAUCCAAUGACAAGAGGAGGCAGUUGGAUUGACCCGAGCAGACGAGGAUUCGCAGGCUCAGCAACACAUGAAGAUUCCAGCAAAACAAAAAGUAAGGCGAAACUAUUGACUGACCUUAAAAAACUCAUAAUGCUAGAAUAUGACUUAUUUUCCAAGUAUACUGAGUGGCAGAGAACUGGUCUAAAAAAUAAGAAAAACAACAUGAAACUAAAUAUAAUGAAACAGAUGCUUGAACUUGCAAAUGAAAACAAUAUACUUGAAUAUUCAAAAAACAAAUCCAUUAAACGGAAAUACAAUGAUUUCAAAAGGAAAACUAAAAAUGUUGGCCAACCCUUAACAACAUCCAGAGAUGACAGAACACCUUCCACAUCUGGACCACUGGGGGGCUAUGAUGAUGGCCAACCAACAAUGCGAGACCUGAAUUCAGCCUCAGAAUUAGAAAAUACCUUCAAACAUGAAUCUUAUUUCUCGAGAGCAUCUGCAUCGUUGGCUGAAGACGUCCAUGCUGCACUACAGCACAAAUAUGGUGAAACUCUGGCAGGAAUGCACCUUCAGGAGGGAACAGCCCGAAUAGAAAACGGACAGUUUGUAUGUAAGCUCGUGUCAGAGAGAGCUGGUGCUGAGCCCGAGGAGUUCAGGGCUGAUUUAUCUCCACAGAGUCAACAUUACAGUGAAAAGAUGUUGGAGAACAUUGAGACAUCAGUGCAUGAGAUGGAGCAGCACAGUUCAGCAGCCUCCCAUCAGGUCAACAAGUAUGUAGAGAGGACUGGAACUGCUGUUGGAGCUCUGGGUCUCAUGCUGGGACUGAAAGGAGCUGCUCGUGCCUUUGAAGAGGGAAACAUCAAAGAUGGUGUGGUGGGGUCUUUGCAGACGGCUCAUGGAGUGACGGCUAUGACAACAUCUGCUAUUGCAAGCAAAGCUUUGACCUCAGAGUCAAGAAUCGCAAAAGCAAUCAUGAGGAGUCCUGCAAUGAAGCGUUUUAUGACAGUUAUACCAAUAGUGGGAAUUGGAUUUGGGAUCUACAAUAUAGAACAAGAUUUGGAGAGAGGAGAUGCUCUGGGAUACAUUGAUGCUGCGUUAGAUAUUGGAAUAGUUGAGUUAGAUAUUGUUGAGCUUGUUCAGCCUGAACUGGCACCUUUCAUCGCACCUAUAACUCUGGCUCUAUCAGUAGAGCGGAUGGCCAUUGAUGAUGUUUAUAUGGGCAUCCAGAAUGAACUGAAGAGCCUCCCAGCGGACGCUGGAGUUUUGGACAAAAUAGCUGCUGUUUUUGUUGGCUUUGGAAAAGGGAUCAUGCACUUUGCUAUACAUGUGGCUAGUGUGUUUUAUGACUGGCGUUAUGAUGAAAUUGAGGAGGGACGAAAACUUGUUGCAAAGAUCUCAGAUUAUCACCAAUAUUAUAAAGUCACAAAGCAACAGGAUGGAACGACUGCCAUUGAUUUUACUGCUGGCGCCUCCUCCUGGAAUGGAGGAGGUAUUAACUUCUGCCUCGCUGAUGAGGGUCAGUCUGAGCUCUGCAUGGACUAUUUUGUUUCUCGUGAUGAGAGUCCAAGAAGACAAUGCUGGAACAUUAGCACAGAUGGAAGCAAAGAUAUAAUUCUUGGUCUGGGAGAGUCACAUGGAUUAGAGCACAAAACAUAUGAAAAAAAAGUACUUAUAUUUAUACCAGCUGGAUCUGUGACAGUGGUUUCAGGUUAUGAAACUCUUACCAAUUCAAGGUACGGGACAUACAGGGGAAACAGAGACUCUAAUCGAUUUUUUGCAGUUCAGAAAUCACAGGACGAACACAUGAUUGAAGUCAUGUUGAGCUACUAUUACAGACUUCAUGGGGAACCAGGGGAUGACACAUUCUUCCUCGGUCCACAGAGAAGUUAUGUUGAAGGCUCAGGAGGAAGGGACACCUACAUCAUUCCUGAGAAUGGAGGGAAAACGAUCAUUAACAACUACGAUCCCUACAGAGCACAAGACACUCUGCAUUUCAGUGUCGACUACAGCCACAUUUCUGUGUCUAAAUCAGGAAACGAUGUUGUGCUGACGUAUGAGGGCAGUCAUACUGUAAGAAUACAAAACUGGUUUUUAGGAGAAGAUUAUCGUCACAUGAACAUGAUGUCAGGAGACGGAGUCUUAUUUGAGAUUUCCUCCACGGUGGUUUCUUCAGUUCAGCUGGUGGCCAGAGGAAUUAACAAGAUGUUUGAGAAACACGGUGCAGCUGUUGAUGCAUCACAGCCACUAUUACGCACAGUUACAAACAUCUUUGGGUCUCAGUAUAAUGAUGAACUCAUUGGAAAUGGAGAAAGGAACCUGAUAGAUGGGGGAGGAGGGCAAGAUCUUCUGAUUGGUGAUGAAGGAGAAGACAUUUACAUGGUGAAAGGCAGAAACUUUUCCUCUGUGCUCAUUGAAAAUUACUCCAGAGACGAGAAAACUGACCUGGCCAUCGUAGAAGCAAAUCUUCAUACGUUUGGAGUCAGGGUAGAACGUGAUGAUGUUCAUCUGUUGGCUCACCAUGGCAGCACAGUGUUUGAUGUUACUGUAGUGAACUGGUUCAGGUCAUCAGCACACAGACACUUGCUGUUCAUCACAAAGGAUCUGAUCACCUUCACAGUGUCAGAUAACAAAGCUGACUGCCUGCAGAGGAACAUCACCACAUGUAUAAAGAGCCUCAGCAUUGACUACAGCAGCUCCCCGUCUCCUCUGAGGGUGGACCUUGAGAAGAAUGAUGCUUUGGACAGCGUGACAGAGGUCCGCGGGUCAAACUAUAACGAUGUCAUCAAAGGAAACAAAGAACACAACGUUCUUGUCCCUGGAUUAGGAGAUGAUUUCAUUGAGGGGAGAGGAGGAGAGGACUGGUACGUUAUCACAGCAGGACAAGGAGUGAAAACCAUCAACAAUCUAUCACCAGAUCUAACCUUGGACCUGCUCUUCCUUAAAGAACAAUAUCAGGAUAUAACAUGUAGAUGUGAAGGUCAGAGCAUCAUCAUUCGGGUACACGGCAGAAGAACUGUUAUUUUACAGAACUGGUUUAAAUCAAAGAAAUAUCAGCACCUGCAGAUCAAGACCAGUGAUGGAGUAACAGCUGAACUGAAGCCCAACAUCAGCAGCUGUGGAUGGGAUUUAAUGCUGCCUUUAACCAUCGACUACAGAAACCUGAGUCCUGAACCACUUCCAGUAAACUAUGACAAUCUAUGCAUGUAUUUUUAUAAAAAGAUAGUUUACUCAGAUCAAAAAGCAAGGAUUUAUUUUGAUAGAGGCAACUGCAUGCACUGGGGGAAAGUGAUGAUUAUGAAUGAUGUUGAAUCAGUGAAAGAAAUGUACGGCUCCUCAGGAUUUGACAUCAUGGUUGGAAACAGCAAUGAGAAUUUACUGGAUCCACACACCGGGGGGGCACUGAUGAUAGGAGGGGAAGGCAAAGACACUUACAUAAUCAAACAUGGGGAUGAAAACAUGGUAAUCAUUGAUAACUUUGCAGAAGAUCAGAAAACUGACACUGUGCUGGUAGAUAUGGAUUUCCUUGAUGGAAGUCGAGUCAUACUGGACUCAACAGUUUUAAUGGAACCAACAAGAAAUGAUGUUCAUGUUAGAAUCAUGAAAAAUGAGGAAAGAUUAGAAUUCAUUCUCCGUAAUUAUGCUAAUGGUGAAAAACAUCAGCAUCUAGAAUUUCAGAGCUCUGAUGGCGUCCAUUUCAAACUCAAGUCUCUAAACUCAGCUGGAGACGACUCUUUCUAUCAGGUAGAAGCUUUCAAAGUGACUCUCACACAGUCUCAGGUGGACUGUCGUUUGGACCUCAGCGCUCAGAGAAAUCUGUCAGAGGUUCACACAGUGCAAGGCUGCCCCUCCCAGUCGAAUGUUAUAAUAGGCAACAACCGAGACAACGCUCUGAUUGGUGGGUGGAAGGACGACGCCUUGGAUGGAGGUGAUGGAGAUGACACGCUGGUAGGAGGAAAUGGAGCUGACAUCCUGAUUGGUGGGAGAGGAGACGACACUCUUUAUGGUGAAGAUGGAAAUGACACACUGAUGGGAAACUCUGGCCGGGACGUCUUCCUUCCUGGACCAGGAGCUGAUCUGGUGGACGGAGGUCCAGGCAGAGACUCGGUUCUCUAUCGGGGUGAUCAUGAGAAGGGUGAAGGGGUUUAUGUUAACCUGCUGACGGGCCAAGGCCACCAUGCUGACGCUGAGGGCGACGUGUUGAAGGAUGUGGAAACUGUGGUCGGCACCAUCUAUUCGGACAUCUUAGUCUCUGGUUAUGAAAGUUCUCUUCUCAAAGGCUCAGAUGGUAACGACAUCUUGGUGUCCACCGGUGGAGAUUAUCUGGUUGGAGGUGAUGGAAAUGACAUUUACAUGUUCACUUUCAGCAACGGCUCAGUCACCAUAGACAACUGUGCAACAGACAACGCCACAGAUGUUUUGUACCUGAGCUCAAACUCAAGUCCAGAGUUUGAUUGCCAACUAUUAUCUGACCGAGUCCUGCUGACCUUCUUUGGAUUCGAUCAAUCAACUGUAAAAAUUGCACUGCGAGGCUGGAUUAGUGAUGAUGAUGAAUGUGGCCAUUUGGUGCUGGUGUUCAGGGAGGUGGAGGCGUCGGUGGACAUGCUGCUGCAAGAGUGCCAGUAUAGAAAGAAGGAAUCACUUUGGUCAUCGAUCAUAACCUGGGCUAUCUGCAUCACUCUUCUUGUCUUCCACUUGGCUUUUGCUUUACAAGGGUCUCGAAAAUUAAUCAGAAAAGCACAAAAACAAAAAAGACAAAAAGAAGAUGAAACUAAUGUUGAAGCAGAGUCAGCACCAACAGUAAUGUAGACUGCUGCUGCUGCAGGUCACACAUUCUUUAAAUAUGUGAUUUCACAAAUAAGUUCUUUUUAUACUUAUAAUUAUACUCACUUUGCUAGUUACUCUAAAUGUUGAGCUAAUCAUGAGUAUUCUUGCUUUCUAAAGUCUAAAUCUGUCACGUUUAUUAAUCAACUGCAAACUAAAGGAAAGUUCCUGUAAUCAUAGAUCCUGAAUGUGUCUGGUUCAGUUACCCAGAGUAACCGAGGAGUCGUUCAGCUUCAAACAUCUUUAAAUUACACAAAGUCGACAAACUGUGGACAAACGUGCCAAAUACCAAAGAAAAGAACUGCACUUGGUGUCGUUGGGAUUUACCACCGUGGAUCAUUAGACACUGUGUGAAUUUCACAGCUUGAACAAGCUAGUCGAGUUCUUACCAAACAUGUACCUGACAUAACACUGAUCGUCUUUUAUUGCUUUUAUUUACUGUAACGGCUGCAAAUUUCUGAGCUUAUUCAGAGGUGGAGAGUGUGAGCUGUUUUGUAAUGUGGACUCAUCUCCCCACACCAUUAAAAUUGAUUUUUCAUGCUAUAUAUUUUGUAAUAGUUGAACAAU
This is a messenger RNA of Maylandia zebra (zebra mbuna), 7878 nucleotides long. Lineage: Eukaryota; Metazoa; Chordata; Actinopteri; Cichliformes; Cichlidae. The record is from RefSeq and is a predicted model, not a curated record.